AAAAAAAUGUAUUCCACCUCCGUUUCAUCAUUCCUACCGAGCGGAGCAUCAGUCUCGAGCCAAGACUUGCUCAAAUCUCUCUGUCCCUCUCUUUCUCUGGCUGUGUGAAAUCGGUGUUUCUGAGAGGUGAAUAUGCAGGCGAGCGACAGAUUUAAUAUUAACUCUCAGCUUGAGCAUUUGCAAGCUAAGUAUGUAGGGACUGGGCAUGCCGACUUAAAUAGAUUUGAGUGGGCGGUCAACAUUCAACGGGACAGUUAUGCUGCGUACGUUGGCCAUUAUCCCAUGCUUGCUUAUUUUGCUAUUGCGGAAAAUGAAUCAAUUGGACGAGAACGUUACAAUUUUAUGCAGAAAAUGCUUUUGCCUUGUGGUCUUCCACCUGAAAGAGAAGAUGAUUAAGAGAUAACGCUAAGAAGUGCGAAGUAGCACCUUGCAAAUUCUGGGCGUAGGGGGUGCUGUGGGGUUAUGCUCAUGGAGUAUAUGUUGUAUUCUUCAAUGGAUUGACUUGAAUACAGACCAAAUAUAUGGCUUGAUACAUAACUUCGAGAACCAAGAUCCAUUUGUUCACUGACCUAUUAUGUGGAAUAUGACAUUGUUUUGUAUUGUUCAUCGUAAUAUGCCUGUGGGUGCUUACGCUUGAUCUUUUCUUAGUUUACUUCGUAAGGGUUGUUUCCUUUUGUUUAAUGACAUAACAGGUGAAGCUUGUCCUUGAAAUCAGUGGUCAGGCUAUUUGUGCUCAACUUUGGCGCAGAAGUGGGCACUUAAUCCUCUUAGUAUGUGUUAUGUGUUAUGUAUUAUCUGUUGAUGUCUAUAUAAGUGUUUUAUCCAAUGAAUAGAGGAAUCCAAGGUUCGUG
Molecule: messenger RNA, 851 nt
Organism: Ilex paraguariensis (yerba mate)
Lineage: Eukaryota; Viridiplantae; Streptophyta; Magnoliopsida; Aquifoliales; Aquifoliaceae
Source: the annotation of a GenBank genome assembly